Molecule: messenger RNA, 3073 nt
Organism: Magallana angulata
Lineage: Eukaryota; Metazoa; Mollusca; Bivalvia; Ostreida; Ostreidae
Product: protein DBF4 homolog A-like
Exons: 2
Coding region: 243-2348 (701 amino acids)
Biological process (GO): positive regulation of nuclear cell cycle DNA replication; regulation of cell cycle phase transition
Cellular component (GO): Dbf4-dependent protein kinase complex; nucleus
Molecular function (GO): nucleic acid binding; zinc ion binding; protein serine/threonine kinase activator activity
Source: RefSeq, a predicted model, not a curated record
CAAAAAAAUAAAGAAUAUUCAAUAUAAUUUUCAUCCUUCGUAUAUCUUUAAUAUUUUGCAUAAUUUAAUUCAGAGUUUAUCACUCUCUAAUAACAUGUCAUAUCAUUUUGUAAUGUGGUAAAUCCAAUUUUUGCACGACUUACUGUUGGAUUCGACAAGUGACGUCACACAAGAGCGGCGAUUUUGAUAAACACAGAUGGUGCGUAAUAUAAGCUCAUAGCGUUAGUAUCAGAAGUAAGAAAAUGACUCUGAUUACGCACGAUGGAGCUCGGAGAAAACUCCAAUUUGUACCUUCAUCACAGAGAACGUACUAUUUAGAUAUUUCUUCAACAAAACAAAGAGCAAAAGUCGUCCAGAGAAUAUUGGCAUUGCAGGGGAAAAUUGAGGAGUUCUUGUCUAAAGAUGUGAAUUUGGUACUCACCGAUCGAAAUAAUAUUUCGAAGGAAUCAGAAACUCCUGAGACCAGUAGCGUUACUCAGAAGCAAACGUUGCCGCUAAGUAGAGGAAAAGCUCUUCUACUGAAAGCUGCAAAACACAAAAGUCUUCCCAAUGAUCCCGUACAGAAUGCCCAUGUGUUGGGUGUAGAUAUUCAGAGAGUCUCAAAGUUUCUGAAGGAGACAGAGCACAUGAAUAUAAAGCAGAAGAAACGUAAUAAGGCAGGGGCAAUGGAUGGGAUUGAGCCCUUGACUUGGUCGGAGAAAGAAAAUUGUCCUAUGAUCAAAUGUGAAGACAUGGAGAAGAAUUAUAAACCUCUGAUGAAACACUUGGAUUCUUUUCCCAGUGUGAAUUAUGGUCCAGAGUUAGCAUCUCCUUUUGAUAAAAAUGUCCUUUUGUGUCGAAAAUCAAAAGAAAAUGUUAAUCGCUAUGCAACUGAAAAGCAGGCAUUACCGAUAAUGAAGAAAGGAGGAUACUGCGAGGCCUGUGAUUAUUGGUACAAAUGCACAUUGAGACAGCAUCUGAAUAGUGAAAAACAUUUGAAAUUCAUCAGAAACUCAACAAAUUAUUUAGCACUUGAUGAAAUUAUGGGGAAACUGCCAUGCUUAGAAUCAUUCUUAAAGAAAUUUAACUUGGAUAAAGAAAUCCAUUGUGACUCCACUCUGAAUGAAAAAUCGCCAAAUCUGACAUCAAAGUCAGUCUUAAAAGAGGAACCCUUGACAAAAACUGUAGUGGAAACUGAUGGCACAUGCUUGUCUGAAAAGUGUGCUGUAGGGGACAGCCUGGUAAAAACCACAGGUGACUUCUACAAGAAAAAUGAGGCUGAUCAUAGUGAACUGUUUUUCAGUGAUAAGAAAUCUAUUGAAGAGGAUGUCUUAGAUAAAGAUAUUCCAAAGCAAGAAAAUCCAAUUGACACAUUACGAGAGCAAAACUUGAAACAGUCCAGUAGGCCUCUGUCUGACAUUUACUUUAGUCCCAUUCAUUCUCCAAGUUGUGAGCCGGCAAAUCUCAGUUUUGCAGACCUGGCUAAUCAGUGGAUGGCAGACAUUAAAUCUGCGUGCAUUAAAACAGAUGUAGACUGCAGCUCAAAUCCACAAAAUAAAAACCUCCAGAAUGAAGAUUCUGUUCUGAACCAACCUUGUGUAACCGAAGAAAGCAAUGCCAAAAUGUUGGAGAAUGUUUCCAAGCCUGUGUCAGUGGCUGAUAACCUGGAUGACGGAGCUCUGGUGACCAAGAUGGAGACUGUACCAACUGAGACUAGAAUUUCUGGACAUGUCUCUUCAUAUGAUAACUCUGCAAAGAGCAUGGUGGCUGAUGAAACAAACAAAGUUCUGUCUGGAAUAAAUGCAUCAGAAAAUGUACCAAGUGUUCUAACAAAUCAUGUAAAUAAUGAGGACAAUGUUCUGGGACUGUUUUCUAACAAAACUCCACAGCUACCUGUAGCUGCCAGCAAAAAGGUCCCAGUCAGCAGAAGGCUGACCUACUCUCCAUGUACCAGCAAGCCAAACCAUGACUUACGUGCCAUGCUAUUCCAGAAUAACUUGGAAAAUAAGGAGAACCAGCCAAGUCCAACUUACGAGUCAGAACAAGGGCAGGAAACGACACAACAGCCAAUCAAAAUAAAGAUCAACCUAAGUAGUUUGAGGGUCAAUCCAAACGUCCAGUUAGUAAAGCCUCAUAGGAAACGACCUCGGGUUUCCUCGUCUAAUGUGUAUUGUGCUGUCCAGCAGAGUGACAUGAAGCUGAAACUGUGUAAGGUCAAGGUCACUCCUAUUCAGCAGAAUGGAGACCUCCGUCACUACUGGAAGGUGCGUAAAUCUGGAGGUUGUCGCCUUGUGUUCAGUGCUGAAAAAAGGAAGGCCAGUGAUGAUGAUGAAUAUGUAUCAAAACGGAAACGUCUCAAUGUACAAUAACAGUGUGUUUGAUUCAGUCAGACGCAUUCAGACACAGAAGUUUAUCUUCAGACUGAAAUCCUUUAUCUUAGCGUUUGAUUUAGAUUGGUGCUUUUUUUUAGUAUUCGAAGAUGGCUUGAAUAUUUUUAUUGUGUUGUUUUAGCUGUAAAUAUAUAUGUAUAUUUAAUAAUGUGGUAUGUAUUUUAUUCAAGGUCUGGUUACUGUGAAUCAUGUUGUUUGUUUUAUUUUUUUUAUCAACGUUUACAGAAUGAAUACAUAUCAAUGUUGUAAAAUUCUCAUGCUAUUUAAAAUAUGAAUACUUUUAAUCUCUUUCAGGAAUAUGCAAUGCUCAUUUUUUUUUAUGGUUGUGCAAUGUCAUUUUUGUGUAUGAUUGUGCAAUAUUAUAACCACAAGAGUGGUCAUUAUUGGAGUGUGUGGCAAACUUGAUAAAGUCUGACCAGAUCUGAGAUGUCUAAUAAUUUGGUGGUUAUAGGUUAAUUUUUGCACAAAUUUGGUCAGCAUAGCUUUUAGAUGAACAAGAGUUUUGUUCUGAUGUAUGUGGACAUCAGCAUACAUGUAUAUUGCCAUAUAACCUACACAUGUUAAUUUAUUGAGGUCUUUAAUGACUACGAGUUAAACAGGAUCAUCCAUGGUUUUAUGACUGAUGAGGUUAUGUGCAUAAUAUUAGAUCUUUUUACCUUUUAUCAAUUAAUGUUAAUACAUGUACUGGAAAUAAAGGAUGAUUG